AUGUCAAGCAGAACGAAGCGGAAUCGCGCAGAACAGCCGGACAAGAAGAGAAAAAAGGCCAAGCGCGACUCGGACGAAGAGGACUUUGAAGCAAGCGAAGCCUCUGCCGACGAGGGCAUUGACAACGAUGAGCUCGACGCGUUGAGCAAGGACAACAUCAUUACCACCGGUCGGCGUACGCGUGGGAUCCGCGUCGACUACACCAAGGUCAAAGGCUUCGCGGGUGGCGACGAUGAUGACGACGACGACGAAGACGAUGAGCCCAAAAAGAAGAAGAAGAGCAGCAGCAGCUCGAGUAAGAGCAAGAGCAAGAGCACAAGCAAGAGCGCGCCGAAGGCGUCUAGCUCGAGCUCUUCGAAGCGGCAGCCCCCUGCACCUCCGUCAAAGCCCGUGAAGAAGACGAAGAAGCGCAUCGUCUCGGAUGACGAAGAUGAGGACGACAAGAGGACAAGAAGGCCGACGACGACGACGAAGAUGAUGACUGAAGGAUAUAGGCGUUUUCUGCUGUACGAUAUUGCCCGUUGUGGUGGACAUAUAACAUAUCGCUCGCCGAAGCUUACUGGCGUCCGCGCUCGUCUGCCGCAGUGCCGCGCGACCUGCGCUGGCAACGCUGUGGAGAUCGUUACCCAACGAAAGACCGCUAGUCCAACUUCUUCAAACCCUGGGCUCAUCAAUCUGCGGAGUGUCGAACAUAGAGAGGCUCACAGUUCCGGAAUCGAGGCUAUUCUCCUCAGUGGGGAAAAUGCCUUGCUACGUCUUCUCAGUAUCGAAGAACACAACCUUACCACCGACAAGCUUGAACCGUUGCAAUACGCGCCGGCGCUGCAAGAGCUGAAGCUCUUCUGCUUCGACUCCCUCCAGCGGCCGCAGCAAACUUUUGACCGCAUCCAUACCGUCACCAUCCACGGCACUCAGACUACAAUUCGCAACGUUAUCGCAAACACCGUUUUCCCUGCCCUCAAAUCCCUCCACGUUGAGGUCAAAUACGAAGUCUACGACGCGCUCUCGACCCCCCUCACCGCCUCUAUCGGCGCGCACUUCCCCCACCUCACCACCCUCCACAUCCACGCGCCCGCGCCCCACCUCCUCGGACGGAUCCCGUCCAUCGCAGGCCCGUCCCUCUCCGGCAUCGUCGCCCCGCUCCUGCCCCUCCGCGCGCUGCAGUCCGUCGCGCUCGACCUGCCCCGGUUCCGCGUCGCGUACACGAACGACGACCUCGCCGUGCUCGCCGCCGCGUGGCCGGCCCUCCGCGCGUUCCGCCUCGCGUGCGCGACGACGCCCGACAAGCGCGCGCGCCUGGACGCGCUCCCCGCGUUCGUGGGCGCGUGCGCACACCUGCGCGCGCUGCGUCUGCCGGAGGUGGACUUUCCGUGGGUGCCGCUCGAGGCGCUUGCGGGCGGCGCGCCGGCGGGCGGGUACGCGCGGUUGACGACAUUGGAGAUCGCGGGCGUGGUGGUGCCGCCGGUGCCGGACAUCGGAGACGCAGUUGCGGCGGAGCUGCGGAAGGUUUUCCCUCGGGUCGAGCAUUGGGCAAGGUGCCCGAUCGUGGUGCGGGUGUGA
Epithele typhae is the source of this 1560-nucleotide messenger RNA. RefSeq lists its product as uncharacterized. NCBI's taxonomy places the organism in Eukaryota, Fungi, Basidiomycota, Agaricomycetes, Polyporales, Epitheliaceae. The coding region runs from base 1 to 1560 and encodes 519 amino acids. The record is from RefSeq and is a predicted model, not a curated record. The transcript has 6 exons.